CUCACACUCAUCGCCAAGUAAGCAGCAACAACAACAAAAACCCUUAACUCCAACCAUGUACGGAAACCAAACAGCCGCUGAUUUCCUGUUCUUCCCCUCCGCCGCCACGAUGGACACGGAUCAGACCGCCGCCACCUCGCCGUUCCUCCCUCCCGCCGCCGCCUCCUCGCACCACCUUCCGUCGGCAGCUCUCCUGCAACACUACCAACACGCGCUGUCGGCUAGAAUACUGAUGGACUCUUCCGCCGGUCAACGUCAGAGCAGCAGCAGCUCCAGCAGCUCUCCUCCCCCGCCGCCGAACACCUCCUCCUCCUCCUCCGGCUUGCCAGGUGGUUGUCCCAUGCAGCGGAGCCUCAGCAGCCACUCUCUCGCACACGAGCUGUUCCUGGCCGCUGGCCGCGGCGGUCCCGAGCAGUGCUACGUGGAGGACAGUAGCGCGGCGGUGAGGAGGGUCUUCAGCGCCGGAGAUUUGCAUCAGGGGCAAUAUUAUCAGCAUCGAAGCAGCAGCAAUAAUGGCGGGAGCAGGGGAGAGAGCCCGUUGUCGAGCGAGAGCAGCGUGAUCAUCGAGAGCAUGAGCCGUGCAUGCAAGUACACUCCCGAGGAGAAGCAGCAGCGCAUAGAACGGUACCGUACCAAGAGGAACCACCGCAACUUCAACAAGAAGAUUAAGUAUGAGUGUAGGAAGACGCUGGCGGACAGUAGGCCGAGGAUAAGAGGAAGGUUUGCGAGGAACGACGAGAUAAUAACUGAUCAUAACGGUCUUGAUCACGUAAGUGGUGAUGAUCAGUGUCAGUAUCAGUAUCAAGAUCAGUUCAACGGCCAGCAGUGGUCGAGCAGCAAUCAGAACUACGGGGAAGAGUGUUAUGAUGCGGAGGAAGAAGAUGAUGAUAACUAUUGGGUUAAUUUCCUCAAUGCAGCAAAUUCCUUCCCUUGAUAUGUAAUCACUGUAGGGAUAUGAUUAACUAGUUCCUAGUUAGUCACUAAUUAAGUAAAGCUGCCUUUAAUUACUUUAUUAUUAUUAUUAUUAUAUGUAUACGUACGUAUGGAGAAAGGUCUCUGGUGAGGGAGCGAUGGAGUAGAACUCCACAUGGCUCCAUCAUGAGCAAGCAGCAGCUAUGUUAAAAUAUAGCUAGCUGAUUGUGAUUGUGGUAGCUAGAGACUACCGUUUUCUGUUAGUUUAUUCUUGGUGUCACCGUGGCCGUAUAUAU
Molecule: messenger RNA, 1208 nt
Organism: Linum tenue
Lineage: Eukaryota; Viridiplantae; Streptophyta; Magnoliopsida; Malpighiales; Linaceae
Source: the annotation of a GenBank genome assembly